AUGGCCACAUCAGGAAAAACCGCCGUCAAGCUGGAUUCGCUCAACAAUGAAAUGUUCAAAGCGCUGAGAGAAAAAACGCUAAGUCUGAAGAAGGAAAAACUGCACGUCCAUUUAUCCGGAAAUAAUUUAAACGUAACUGCAAUUGACAAGGCAUGUCCCCUCACCUUUUUUAUGCUGAAGCAUAAGUACAAGAUAGACACACAGAGUAUCCAAAUUAAGGUGGCAAGUAGGGGCUCUGUCGGAGAGGGCAGUAUCGGGAGUGGAGCGGAUGCAUCCCUUAUACGAAGCGAACCCUCUCAUGGUGACAAUAACCAUGGAGGGGGCACCACCCCAAGGGUGGGAGAAAAAAGCUCACCCAACGUGGAAACCAACGCGGAUGUUAGCAGUGGCAUUAGUGCAACUGGAGGAACAAACUUCUUAGACUCAUUCAUCCAAUUCAAUAUCCCCGUUUUGAACGAAUUCGAUCGAGCCUAUUUCUACAAACACAUCAUUGAGAUAAUAGACACACUCGCUGCAGAUGUUGUGUACAGACAUAGCAUAGGAGGAUACAAAAAAAACGACAAAUACAAUUUCGUCACGGUCCUCUUUAACAACCUGAAGGUUUAUGAGAAGAGCCAACUCCAUCACGAGUUUUGUUUCUCCCUGUACGAGCAAAAGCCUUUGACCAUCAACUGUUACCUUGUCCACUCGGGGAACACCUCCUACAUAUUGAAGCUGGACUUUUUCCAAGAGAAUAAUCUCAUUUUCGAUAUAUACACAACGUUUGUAAAUAUAAACAGCUUAACAUUCAAACCGCAGGAAGUUGUGCCUGUGAUAAAUUCGCAUCAGAAUGAGAAGUACGAGCAGGUAAGUCUCUUUGCGGCACACCUCAAGGACGUGCAAAAUUUGUUUAACCACAAGGACGUGAAAAAUAAGUUUUUGCGACAAGAAGAUAUAAAUUUCAUGCUGGAUUAUUUUAAAAACACUCCUGUGGAGAAAAAGACUUAUGAGAAAAAUGAGUACCAAACUACGGACAUUUUUCAGUAUGACCAUGUUCAGGCCAAAUCGGCCAACGGGGGGGGCGCGUCAGGAGCAGGGGCAGGAUCGGGAGCAGUGGCAGGAGCCGGAGCAGGAGUAGGAGCCGGAGCCGGAGCAGCAUCGUCAGCUGGGGCUGCAAACAACGCGCAGGGAAAAAACGCCCUGCCGAUCCUCGGACACAUUUUGGACACAAACAACAUAGCCUUCUACACGGGGAAGAAUAACUUCUACUGCAAAGAUUCUUACAUCGAGUCGAAGAACUUCAUAUCGUCGGAAUUUAAAAACAUCCACAACGUCACCUUUGGCGGAUACCUAGCUUACCUCUCCUUCUGUCACGCCAUGACUGUAAUCAAGCACUACGUUGCUCGCCCAGUCCUUAUCGAGUUAAACGAAAUUCAGUACAUUCUGCCCGUUCCCUGUAACUCUAUCGUAUCGUUUAGGGGAAAAGUGAUUUACUGUGAUGCUGACAAAAUUCAGAUAAAAAUUGCAGCUUACUGUUUUGACUUGAAAAAAAAUGCUUACUACUUAACCACCAUUUUUGACAUGUCCUUUGAAAAUAAUUCAGCCAUCUCGUUUAUUCCCCAGUCGGAGGAGGAGGUUAAGCUUUAUUUGUUGAGCUACAUCCGUUCGCAGCUACUCCCAUAG
Messenger RNA from Plasmodium cynomolgi strain B, 1662 nucleotides. RefSeq lists its product as hypothetical. The transcript has a single exon. NCBI's taxonomy places the organism in Eukaryota, Apicomplexa, Aconoidasida, Haemosporida, Plasmodiidae. Gene Ontology annotation, molecular function: fatty acyl-CoA hydrolase activity. Bases 1 to 1662 code for a protein of 553 amino acids. Gene Ontology annotation, biological process: acyl-CoA metabolic process. The record is from RefSeq and is a predicted model, not a curated record.